GCAACUUGGUUAAAUAUGGUGCCUCCUAAAACUGGUCAUGCUAACGGACUCAAACUCCGUGGUGGCGUCAGGCUGACGGGGUUGCGGUUUAUGGAUAGUGACACGUCUUCCCCCGAACUGGAGCCUCCUCCAAAGAAGCCAUGCAGACCGGGGCACUUUGAGAAGCUACGGCAACAGGCAGCCUUGAAAAAGCAACAGGAGAAGGUCGAUCGGGCGACACUUACUCCUGCUGCGGGCACUUUCCCAAACACCACACAUGAGCCGUCAACUGAUCCACUCUUCCACGACCCACGGACACUUGAACCUGCACACGCCACUGACGUGUUUAUGGAGCUCCCCAACCCGCGCCGCGGCACGAGAAGGAAGCCAGGGAGGCUGCUGAAGGGGCUGCCCCUCCAAGCCUCAAGGGACGGCCUCCCUGGACCCGCUCGUACUCGUACAUCUCCGACCUGGAGUGAUGCUGCUACCUCAAGCCCUUAGAGGCGAAGCAGCAACCAGCAUCUACAGCCAACCGAACGGGCGCGUGAAACCCGCGCGGGGAGCUACGGGACCUGGGGGAGCUGCUUGGACGAGCUGCUUGGAACACGCAAGGAAGGUACAGCGCUGGUCUCAACGCACUUGGGAGCACCACACCUGGCGGCCCUCGCCUCGCGCAAGGCUUCAUGAUACCGUGAGCACGGUAUCAUGAAGCUUCAGAGCGAUAUGUCCGCGCUUGCAAGGUCGCUGGCAGGCUGCCAAGAUGUUCGUGCCAGCCGGCGCCUGGAUGCGCUAACCAAGAACAAGGCCGUGGCGACGCGGACCUCUUACUUUAGGAUUCCCGUUCACCUCUCGUCCAGAAGCUCCAGCAGCUGCGCCCGCGGCUAGGAGAUGCUGGCGAGGCUGCUGCAUGGCUGGAGUACAUAAGGCGGGCUGGAGUGCCACGCAGCUGACAUUGCGCGGGUGCUGGAUGCUAUGGGCUGCACGCACGCGAUGAGUCGCCGCAGUGUCUGCUGGGAAGCUUUCGUGCGCCUCCUCUUGCAUGUCACGUGUCGCACGGUUAGUAGGGUCCAAGAGUAGCCAGGCCUGCAGCCCAAUAGAACGAGGUAGCGCCCAGCACCGGCAGCAGUGCGGUCCUGUGGUAAACACUUAGUCUCAAGUAGCUACCGGUCAGCGCUAUCUCCCCAAGUCCUCAGUCGACUAGCUGCUGUCGUCAGUAAGGAUAGCCCUAACACGGCAGCAGCAGGACCGCAACGAUGCGCACUUAUCAAGUCUGUCACCUUUGAACUGGAAGCCGCGUUGGGUACAAAAAACAGAACGGUAUUUCCAGCUUACCCGAUAGCGGUGAAUUAUUCGAUGUGGUCGCGGGCCGCGAUCUUUCUGGUGCUGGUUGGCAGCAUCUGUGUGUCGCAUUUCUCUGGGACCCUGGUUGCCGGCCCCUGUUCCAGGUGCUGGGUUGGCAGUGCCUGCAUGUCGGUUUUUCGGGAGCUGGUUUGGCAGCCUCUCUGUGUUGUUUCUCUGGGACCUAGUUGCCUGUCUCUGUAUCUGUUGGGCACGGUUCCCUGCCUUGUGCACGGCGUGCCCCCUGGGGUAGGGCGGUCGACGCCCUGUUAGAAUGUACGUCUGACGAUGGUCUCAGCUACUGUCCUCCAGUGUAACUCCCGGGCCGAUAAUCCCUGUCUUCUGCGGAGCCUGUAACAGUCUAAGCGUG
This is a messenger RNA of Astrephomene gubernaculifera, 1687 nucleotides long. NCBI's taxonomy places the organism in Eukaryota, Viridiplantae, Chlorophyta, Chlorophyceae, Chlamydomonadales, Astrephomenaceae. The record is from the annotation of a GenBank genome assembly.